Messenger RNA from Symbiodinium necroappetens, 463 nucleotides. The record is from the annotation of a GenBank genome assembly. NCBI's taxonomy places the organism in Eukaryota, Dinophyceae, Suessiales, Symbiodiniaceae.
GUACCACAAGCCGAAGGGCAUGGUCACCUCCAUGCGGGUGCAGAAGAACAUCAAGAAGACGGACCUCGAGGAUCUGCGAUCAGUCGUGUCUUUCGCCGGGGACGAGUUCGAGCUCGACCUCUAUCACCCGGUAGGUGGCCUUGCCACCAGUGCCAGCGGGCUCUUCCUCUGGAGCCGAAGUGGGCGCUUGACUCGACAGCUCCAAGAUCCUCGGCGGGGUGUGGCAGACAUCUUGGAGCUGGAAGUCUGCGGAGCUGUUCGAGCAGAGUAUCUCGACGAGGCUUUGCAGUCUGGCGUGAACCUGGGAGUGACCGGCUUCCAGAGGACUUACACCGCCAGCGUCUUGGAGGCUGCCCUUCUGCCGGACUCGUCCCUGCAAGAGCCACGGUCGCGGGUCACAAUUCUCGUCAGGGAUGGCAGGGCGCAAGUGCCAGCCAUGGUGCAAAGGUGUGGCUACAAGGUC